This is a messenger RNA of Bradysia coprophila, 1540 nucleotides long. Its product is annotated as E3 ubiquitin-protein ligase RNF14-like. Gene Ontology annotation, biological process: protein linear polyubiquitination; proteasome-mediated ubiquitin-dependent protein catabolic process. Gene Ontology annotation, molecular function: ubiquitin-protein transferase activity; ubiquitin binding. Lineage: Eukaryota; Metazoa; Arthropoda; Insecta; Diptera; Sciaridae. The record is from RefSeq and is a predicted model, not a curated record. Gene Ontology annotation, cellular component: LUBAC complex.
AAUUCGCAGCAAGACGAAAUGCAAACGUCUUCGAGGGCAUCUAUACUAUCGAAUCAAGUGGAUUUCUGCUGUGGCAUUUGUUGUCUUGAGUGUCCCAUUGGUCAGGGUAUUGAAUUAAGCCAAUGCUCUCACCAUGUUUGCAAACCUUGCCUUCGUGAAACCAUCAAAAUCAAUAUCGAUCCCGAAAUUCGUUGCCCUUAUGCAAAAUCGUACGAACGUUGUGCUUACUUUCUUACUGAUUCUGAGAUUAAAAGGCUGGUGACAAAAGAUGAAUACGAAAAAUUUAAGCAAAUUGGAAUCAAGAAAGCUACGGAGCCAAGUGAACUUUUUUUGUUGACGAUGAUGGAUCAACUGAGCUACAUACGAAAUGUCCACGCCUUCGAUUGUCCAAUAUGUUUCGUUCCUUGCGAUGCUCUAGCAGGAAUUAGACUUCGAGAUUGUUUCCACGAGUUUUGUUUGGAAUGUUUUACCAGCACUGUUUCUCACAGCGAAGAUGAAUCCGUAAAAUGUCCCUUUACCGAUGGCAAUCUAUCUCACUGCGAGAAUUUUAUACAGGAACGCGAAAUACGCGCCGUUGUAUCGGCUGAAAUCUACAACAAAUUUUUGGAACGGAAACUUAAAUUCGCUGAGCAUAGCAUUGCGAAUACGUUCCACUGCAAAACCGUAGAUUGUCCAGGAUUCGGGAUAAUUGAGACGGAAGUUGAUCAAAUGUUUUGUGAGAUUUGUAAGGAAACAAAUUGUUUACAAGUGCAAAGCAAUACAUAAAAAUCAAACUUGUGAAGACUACCAGGACUCUUUGACCGGUGGUUUUAAAAUGACAGAACGAUACAUCGACAAUCUGAAGAACACAGGAGACGCCAUGAAUUGUCCAAAGUGUCAGGCGCUGAUUAACAAGAUAGAUGGAUGCUCUUGGCUACAAUGCACUUUUUGCAAAACUGAAAUUUGUUGGGCAACUAAAGGUCCACGCUGGGGAGCGGGUGGGAAAGGGGAUACCAGUGGAGGGUGUAAGUGUUUAUUGAAUGGAAAGCGAUGUGAUCCGACGUGUAACAAUUGCCAUUGAUUGGCCAUUAUUGUAAAGAAUAUCGAAUACUUUCAAUUAUUUUGUUUAAACUUAAAUGUGAACUUCAUACAGCGCCAUAGUCAAUUACUCUAAAAAGUCAGAUACAAUUGUGCGACAUGUGGAAUAAAGUAUCGUUGAACAAGAAACAAAUUUUUAGAUAGCGACAGGUGGUCUAUAAACUAGAAAGCUAUUUGGCUCAUGAGACUCACAAACGGCACAUCAUUUACGACACAAAAAACACCUGUUUUUUAUGAAAUGAAAAGGUAAGUUUUAUACACUCGUAAUAGUUUGAAUGCUCGUACAUUGUGUUCGUACAUGCACGGGUAUCCAGUUAGUGUGGCAAAAACACAAAAUAUUUAUGAGAACGAUGGUGUGUUAGAGGGUGUCAUGAUGGUACAAAUAACCGUUUUUUCUUCUUCUCUGUUUGAAAUUUAAUACACAUUGGUCAGAGAGUAUUUCUUUUACGUUAUGUGAUACUAA